AUGUGGGGCGACCUCGAAGUUGAUUCUGAAGGUUUCAUAGUAGAAUCUGGCGCUCUUGACCCCAUCGGCCCCCAAUUCUUCAUCCCCCAACUUCUAGAUGCCCCCCAGAAUCCCAUCUUGGACACAUUGAAGAGGCGUCCAUUCAGUCUUGACUUCAGAAUUGAUGGCGAUGGUCUCGCAAAUACUCACUUGGCACCUCUGAAACCCGCAAGUAAAGCUCGCUUGGAAGUUGCAUCAGUUCAGCGGAGGAAAACAGCAUCCUGGGACACGCUGUGUCUACUAGGAGCUACCGCCGUCGGGUCACCAUUCAUAUCGGAGCAGGACCAGCAAACUUUCGUUUCCAUACGGCAUCACGUCACCCCUCGUCUACGCGAUCCAUUUAUAGACAUAAUCCAUGUUUCUGAGGAACAGCUCAUGCAAUCACUCAGAUCGACGGUGCUUGGCUCGUCUUCUACCUUACACGUGUGGGAUCCCCUGGGGGAGCGAUUCGUCCUUCGCGGGGUACACACAGGGAACGAGGGGAUUUUGAUUAUCGACGGCAAGGACCAUUCUAUUGGCCAAAGUUCCAUCCAACUCUUCUUGACAAUAGGCACGCUCCUGCAUCGACUCGACGACUUUGUGGUCGUCUUGCGAAGAAGGUACGCUGCGCAGGGACCAACGGUCAACGCACUUUCGUAUGAGCUAUCUUCGAUCCUUCGAUACCUGCGAAACUGUCUCUCGACUUCAUCCGCCGACACACUGUCUUCGCUGCGCAUGCGCUUUGUGCCCUAUUACGACGCGCUGGACGCGCUUGCGCAGCUUUGCAGUCGGGAAGAAUCGCGCAUGCCCUCCGACUAUCCGGUGUUUGAUGCUUCGCCGCGAAUCGUGCUCGCCAACAUCUACCAGCAGCUGGAUCGGCAUGUCGAGCAGCACUCACUCCGCCUCGUGCAAGCGAUGGUCGCGCACAUGGUGAGCGUCGUGUCGCGAGACCUGAUCGAACAGACUUGCCACUCCGUGGGCUACGGCAAACAGCUGCUCUCGUCGUACGGCCACGAAAACCUAGUGGCCAGCGAUCAAUCCCUGCUCGUGGGGAUCUCGGAAGACGGAGGGGAUGUCCCUAAUGACGAUCCUGACGACGCGGAUUCGUCGGACUCUGGUGCUGAUCCUACGCCGUUGCCGCCCUUCUUCCCGCCGGAGCUCAUUGAAGGCCUCGAUGCCGCGCGAAAGUCAUUGAAGCUGUUGAAGGCAGCCCAAGCAGACCACCCCAUACUCGCAGAAGCCGAAACAUAUCCGAGCAUACGUUGGUUGUGGCGCGACGACCAAGUACUUGCUGCCUGGAGCGGGGUUAACGCAAGGAGUCCCGACGCCAAAGGAGGUGUUCUACCUACGUUAGUAUCCGAUGAUACAGUGGACUCCGCGCUGGCUGCUUUCCAUGUAUUCGACUUGGAACCCGGAACAGGGACCGAGCACCUGACGCAUGAUAAGUCGCAGGUCUCACUGAAUGAUCUGGAGGACUUCAUAGCCUCGUUCCCCAAUAACCUGCCCUCCCUCACGCCGACGCUUCCCCAGCUCUGCUCCUUAGUUUUCCGGCCUUUGGUUGAACACACCUCGCGAUUGUCGAACACGCUUUUGUCGCUCUUGCUCUCUCCCACCUCCCAUCUGCACAUCCCCACCCACCUACGACUCCUGCGCUCUUACUUACUACUAACAUCGCACGGCUACAAAUCGCGGCUUCUGGGGGCUCUGUUCUCCGACUCAGACGACUGCAAGGAGACCUCCGAAGUCCAGAUCUUCCUUUCCCGUCCCACCCCCACGUCGAAACAGAGCGAAUCAGAAGAAACUCGAAUAUGGGCCGUCGGGUUGGCUUCCACGCUUCUGCAGCGCGAUACGUGGCCUCCCGUUGGAACGGACCUGAGCUUCUUACUGAGAACAGUGAUCGUUGAUUCUCUUGAGCUGCGGAUGGAUACGGAUAGCGAGAACACCGACCAGACAUCGCGAAGUCGAAGGCGUAUCAUGGAGGAAGCCGAGUUCAGACUCGGGUUUGCGAUCCGCGAUUUGCCUGCUGAUACCGGGCGCGAGAAGUGGCUGAAUCCGUUGACUAUCGAGGCUUUGGACUUCCUGUACAUGGAUUAUAAGCCGCCACACCCCCUCGACGUGAUCAUAACGCCCGACGUGCUCUCCAAGUACCAAAGAGUCUUCGCCUUUCUCUUGCGUUUGCUCAGAGUCCAAUGCGCCAUCCAGGCCGCUUUCCGCAUGAUGCGCAGAGACACCCUAUUUCCAACCCUCACGCCAUCCAACAAACUCCUGCUCCACUGCCGCUUCGUCAUGCAAUCCUUCGUCUCCGCCGUCUCCGAGUACGCGUACGACACCGUCAUCGGGGGGAACUUCGACCCCUUCCUCGCGACGCUCACCCCCGACAUCGACCCCACUAUAGCAGGGUUCGCGGAUAUCUUCGCCCUGUCACGCGUGCAUUCGGGGCUGCUGGACGAUAUACUCAGCGCGCUGCUUCUGCGGUCCGGGCAGCGCAACGUGGGCGAUUUGCUGCGCCAUGCGCUAGAGUAUGUGCUAGAGUUUGCGGUUUUGGUGGGGCAGCUGAAAAGGGGGGGCUCGAAGGAGUACGAGGCCGCACCGCUGCUUGCUGACCUGCAUGCCAGGUUUCUGGCGAAGAUGGCCGUUUUGGUCAAGGUUUUGAAGGGCUUGAGCGAUAAGGGACGAUUGUCUGGCUCCACAGUCGAUGUCCUCGCUUUAAAACAGCCCUUGCGAGGGGUUCAAUGCCUUCACGACCUCCUUGUGAGGUUAGAUCUCGGGGAUUGGUGGCAAAAGAACUAG
This is a messenger RNA of Pleurotus ostreatus (oyster mushroom), 2808 nucleotides long. RefSeq lists its product as uncharacterized. Lineage: Eukaryota; Fungi; Basidiomycota; Agaricomycetes; Agaricales; Pleurotaceae. Gene Ontology annotation, biological process: cytoplasmic microtubule organization; microtubule nucleation; spindle assembly. The record is from RefSeq and is a predicted model, not a curated record. Bases 1 to 2808 code for a protein of 935 amino acids. Gene Ontology annotation, molecular function: gamma-tubulin binding; microtubule minus-end binding. The transcript has 9 exons. Gene Ontology annotation, cellular component: spindle pole; gamma-tubulin complex; centrosome.